GCAUCUGCUCCCGAAACCCGGAUCUCCGCGGUUGGGGGACUGGCCAUCGGCGCUUCUGUUUGGACCGGCGACAGGCGGCGUUUAUUUUUAUAUAUAUAUAUAAAACCAACACUAUAUAGAGUUUGAAAGAUCCUGAACCUCGAUCUGGUUUGCACACUUAAGCAGAACAUCGCGGGGCACUUUUUGAAAAAGUAAAGGAGGAAUUAGAGAAGACGCGUGGAAAAAGCAGUGUGUUUCUUUUUAUUUUAUUUUUUUAAAAUAAAUCUUUCCAAAAUGCACUGCUACCUCUUGAGCGUGUUCCUGACCUUGGAUCUGGCCACCGUGGCUUUCGCCCUCUCUACCUGCAGCACCCUCGACAUGGAUCAGUUUAUGCGUAAGAGGAUCGAAGCGAUCCGAGGGCAGAUCCUGAGCAAACUGAAACUCACCAGCCCUCCGGAAGAGUACCCGGAGCCUGAGGAGGUUCCUCCGGAGGUCAUCUCGAUCUACAACAGCACGAGGGACCUGUUGCAGGAGAAAGCCAACCACCGAGCCGCCACUUGCGAGAAGGAGAGGAGCGAGGAGGAAUAUUACGCCAAAGAGGUUUACAAAAUAGACCUGCGGCCUAAUUACUCGUCCGCAAAUAACAUCUUAACGAGCAGCCCCAGCCCUUAUUUUAGAAGAGUGAGAUUUGAUGUCUCGGCGAUGGAGAAGAAUGCUAGCAACCUGGUUAAAGCCGAAUUCAGAGUCUUUCGCUUGAAGAAUCCACAUGCUUCUGUUUCGGAACAACGGAUAGAACUAUAUCAGGUUCUCAAAACCAAAGAUCUAGCAUCACCAACACAACGUUACAUUGAUAGCAAAGUAGUUAAGACAAAAGCUGAUGGUGAAUGGUUAUCUUUUGAUGUAACUGAUGCUGUACAGGAAUGGCUCCACCACAGAGACAGGAACCUGGGAUUUAAGAUAAGUUUGCAUUGUCCAUGCUGCACAUUUGUGCCUUCAAAUAAUUAUAUCAUCCCAAAUAAAAGUGAAGAGCUAGAAGCAAGAUUUGCAGGUAUUGAUGACUACAUCCCAUUUCCCAGUGGUGAGAAAUUAAAGUCCAGUAGGAAAAAAUACAGUGGGAAGAACCCACAUCUUCUGCUAAUGUUAUUACCCUCCUACAGACUUGAGUCGCAACAAUCCAGUCGGCGGAAGAAGCGUGCUCUAGAUGCUGCCUAUUGUUUUAGGAACGUUCAAGAUAACUGCUGCCUGCGUCCAUUUUAUAUUGACUUCAAACGAGAUCUCGGAUGGAAAUGGAUACAUGAACCUAAAGGAUAUCAUGCGAAUUUCUGUGCAGGAGCAUGUCCCUAUUUAUGGAGCUCAGAUACUCAGCAUAGUAGAGUACUCAGUUUGUAUAAUACUAUCAAUCCAGAAGCGUCUGCAUCUCCAUGCUGUGUAUCCCAGGAUCUUGAACCCCUCACCAUCUUGUAUUACAUUGGCAAAACACCCAAAAUUGAACAGCUUUCGAACAUGAUUGUAAAGUCUUGCAAAUGCAGCUAAAGGGAUACAUCAGAGCAGUGUGGCAGAUGCAUCUGUUAUUCCCAGAAAAGGAAAGAAGGAAAAGAAACAUACAAAGAGGAAGAAACAAAAAGAAAUAAGAAAACAUAGGAUCAUCAGUGUUUUUCUAAAAAAGAAAAGAAAAAAAAACAGCGGUACUCGUCCGACUUAAAGUUUGAGAGUUGUUUCAUUGUUUAGUUCUUUGUUUUGUUUUUAAACUGUCAGCUGAUACAAAAACCUUGAAGGCCUUAUCCUCCAUUUCUACUACGUGGUUAGUGAGAUAGACAAGAAGCAUUUUUAAGGGAAAAAGGCAAAAAAAAAAAAUACUGACAAGAAAGAAAGUAAAACAGCCUUUAAAAAUAAACACUGGAAGAAUUUGUUACAGAGCUCUUAUGUGAAAGGAGAAAAAAAACAAGAAAAAAGAAUCCAA
Messenger RNA from Pogona vitticeps (central bearded dragon), 1939 nucleotides. RefSeq names its product transforming growth factor beta 2 (gene TGFB2). Gene Ontology annotation, biological process: regulation of cell population proliferation; transforming growth factor beta receptor signaling pathway. NCBI's taxonomy places the organism in Eukaryota, Metazoa, Chordata, Lepidosauria, Squamata, Agamidae. Gene Ontology annotation, cellular component: extracellular region. The record is from RefSeq and is a predicted model, not a curated record. Gene Ontology annotation, molecular function: growth factor activity; transforming growth factor beta receptor binding; cytokine activity.